UGUUGCCGAGCCGCGCCGGGAACGACUUGUUGACACGGCGAAGCGGCAGGAGGCAGGUGGAGGCAGGUGUGCAGCGGCGGCCCUCCCUCCCUCAGUCGCCUGCCUGACGCCGCCGCGAGAGGUGGUGCGCUGCCCUCAAUUCUCUUCCCGGCUCUGUGGGGACGGCAUGACCCUCCCCGCUGCUCGUUGACGACUUCGCUGUGCCUGUGCCGCGCGAGCCUGUGACUGUGUGUGUUGACCUAGCUUUUGCGUUGUGUUGCUGAUUUACUGAUUGUUUGUGUUGACUUUGCGUUGCGUUGUUUUGCUCUAAUACUAACUAUUUGUAGUGACUUAGCGUUGCGUUGUGUUGCUCUAAUAGUGUGACUUUGUAGUGAUUUAGCUUUGCGUCUAGUUACUAUCAUACCGGGACUCUGUAUUGACAGUGUUGUGUUGAGCUGCUCUAAUACUAUAACUGCCUCUGGUGAGCUUCUCUAAUUCUGUAAGUGUUUGGUGAGCUUCUCUAAUACUGUGAGUGUCUGUGGUGAGCUGUUCCAAUACUGUGAGUGUGUGGUGCCCGAGUUUUGCGCCGAGCUGCCCAACACACCCGUCCAGGCCCCGGCCCCGGUGUGUAGGGAUCAGGGUGACGCGUCUGGAGUCACGGCCCGUCACCGUGCAUUAGUGACCCCGCCAAUCGCUGCCCUUAUCGCCGGACACCAUCGCCGGGCCGGCUAAAUGGCACGCCCCUGCUGCUGCUGCCGCCGCCGGGUGCUGGAAGGAGGCGAGUGAGCCGGCCUGACAGCCACGGGGACCACACCCACCCGCUCCCUCCCCCGCCACCUACGCCACUCAGAGUUUUUGGCUCUGAUAAUAUCGCUGCAGGUGGCUCUUCACUUCCUUCCCGGCCACCAGACGCCAGUAGUUGUGUGUCUGUGGCGCGGCGGUGAAGUGCCGAGUAACAGUGUGGUGGAAGUGUCAGUGCAUCGUGUGCUUAUUUCAGGACGCUGAAAAAUAGACUGACAGACUCGAUUGGACAGUAACAGUAAAUUAAAGUGACACCCUGCGAAACGGCGAACAUUUCCUUGUGUAAAAACGGUGAUUCUUCUUUGCGGCUUACAUUAAAAACAAGAAGGAACACUGUGCACGAGGAUAACGUUAAGUGGAAAUAUAAUAAAGAAUUGAAUAGACAUUGAGAAACUGCUCUUGCCCGCCACCUUGAGAGACUGAUAAACUAGGCAUUCGAGGGCUUGAUUCAGCCUCGAGUGUUGUGUGAGGGUGAGGUGAGGAGCAGGACACCACCACAACCCCCCACCCCCUCCCAGCGGGACACACACAUCCCUCAGCUCCGACCCUGACAUUGGAAGGUAAAGGAGGCCCGCGGCUACCACCACCACCACCACCACCACAGGUCUUCCAGUAACGACCCCGAACCUCCCUCCCUCCUGCCCCAGCCUCAGCCCUCCCCAGCGUGUAUUGGCAACAUGACGCCUCCGGUGGUUAAGGCGGCGCAGGGCAAGCAGGACGGGUCACGGACGCAGCACUUCCGCCGCGGAGGCUCACGGGUGUACUACGCCUCCGAGACAGGCUGCUGGCCGGCCAACAACCUUCCCAAGAGCUUCUGGGCCGCUCGCUCCAAAUGUAUAGGAGAGUCUGUAGUCCACGAGGCCGCCGAGGAGGCCAGCAGCUCAGGCGAGGAGGCUGGCGAGGAGGAAGUGUCACCUGGCGGCCUGUUCCGCGGGUAUCUGCGAGGCUCCCCGUCCCACCGCUCACAAGACUCAGGCUACUCAGACUCCGGCGAGUCAACCAACGCUCACAAUGACACAGACUCAAUCCCAACCACGCCGCCAAACGUAAAGCACAUCACUCGAGUAUAUUUCGGGGAGAACCCUCACUUGUAUAAUGACAAGAUUGUUUGUGUUCCAAAGAUUAACAUCAUCACGACGAGCGGAGCAGUGACGUCCCCGCCCGCUGAUGCGACCCCGCCGGACAAGGAACCUAUUGGCACCCAUCUGCAGCCUUUCCAUCAACGGGGCCGAGCAGCCAGCCUGGAGGAGCUGGCCGAGGAGCUGGAGCAUAAGAGUGUCCUAGAGGCGGCCACCAGACGAACAGGAGCCGUAAGGAAACGAUCCUCUAAUUCUGCAGGAAUGGCUGUUCCUCGGUGGCUGCAGAGGCGCAGCAGCAGUGUCGAAAAACUCAUCGCUGAUGGCCAGCAGGACCGUCGGCAGACAGGGACAUCACGUGCCCGUAGACGGUGGUCUCUGGGCGAGGCAGCGGCGCCGGUCCCAGGCCACAGACAGCAGCAGGGGCCGGCCUCAUACGUCACCAGUGGCACCAACACCCACGUCCCCCUCAGCCAGCAGAACCGCAAGCCGAAGGUGGAGUUGAUGAGCCGGGGCGUUGACACUUCAUCCUUGGAAUGUGAGGACGAUCGUUCAGGAGUGCCUCGACUAGCGGGUGACACAGACCUCCGGGCAGCCGUCACUCCGGCCCCCGCACACCCCCGCCCCACCAGGACACACCCCGCCACUGUGGCCAGAGAGAUGAGGAACGACUCCCUGCACCAGUGGGUGAAAGAGCUGCGGAUACUGUGCGAGGCGGAGUGCAUGAACACCCUCCAGUCCAAGUCCCUGCCCGGAGACCCCGCCCGCCCCCCCGCCUCCUCCCCGCCCACGGUCCGCCACGCCGUCAGAGCCAUCCAGCGCCGAGCCCACGCCGUUUCCACCGAGUUCGCCAGACUGUGCCAGCGUCUGGAGUGGCUGGAGCUGACGCAGGUGCCUCCGUUGGCCGAGUCUCUGGUGGAGCACAUCAAUACCUUCCUGAGGGACUACACCACCCAGUGGGCGGCCGCCGACCCCGACCUGCAGCCCCAGUCGUCGUUGAGCCGCCAGAGUAAAGUGAUCCGACAAAUCUGCGAGAGGAUGAUGGAGGUUUGCACCGGUGAUCACGACGACCUUGACCGCGACACGACCUGCCAGGUGGUGCAAGUGGUGACAGCGCUGGGCCACGCCUUCACCAAGCUAGUCGACCUUAUGCUGAGCCGCGAGAUCAGGGAGAUGGUGCGGGUGCUGGAGGAGCCCGGCAGCAGGGCGGGGGUGCGGCUGGUGGUGUCUCACCUGACCGCGCUCGGGGUCGAGGGCGGCCACAUCUGUCGCCUCAUAGCGAGUCUGGGAGGAGUGCGAGGACUUCUGGACGUGUGUCUGGAGCCGCGGCUGCGUCAGUGCCGCAGCGAUGCCUUGCGGGCCCUGGCAACAGUGUGCUGCGUAGUGGAGGGCAUCGCGGAGCUGGACAAGGCUGGCGGCGUGGAGGUGGUGACGGAGGUGCUGUGCGACACGGAGUGCCCAGAGGAGGAGCGUAGUGAGGCCGCCGGCGUGUUGGCGCAGAUCACGUCCCCGUGGGUGGAGAACACCCACCGCCUCGCCGCCCUCCACACCCACCUCGCACCCAUCGUCGCCGCUCUCACUGACUUAGCCAAGUACACACUCACGCCGGAGAUCUUCCUGCUCGCCUCGGCAGCCCUGGCGAACCUCACUUUCUUGGACGGGGGCUGCGUGGAGGCCAUGAGGACGGCCGGCACCGCCCGUGUCUUGCUACGGGCAGCCCAGGAUAAUCCCAAUCUCUCUAUCUUCACUAAGGACCAGAUUGCGACAGUGUUGGCCAAUUUGGUGGGGUCAAAGGAGGUGGCCGAGGAGGUGGUGGAGGGUGGCGGUGUGGCGGUGCUGCUGGCUCUACUCAACACCCGCCCCGCCCCCACCCACCGCCUGCCCGAGGUGGCCACGGCGGAGCGCGUCCAGCAGAAGUCGGCCAUCGCCCUCUCCAGGCUGUGUCGCGAGGCGUCGGUGGCGCGCCAGGUGGCCAAGCAGGGCGGCGCGGAGCGGCUGGUGCAGCUCUGCAAGGACGAGCGCGAGAGGAACCACAGUGACGCCGUCCUCGUGGCCUGUCUGGCGGCGCUGCGCAAGAUGUCCUCGUCGCUGGGAGCCGAGGGGCUGCAGGGCAUCGAUGCGGCGGAGCUGGUGGAGCCGCGGCUGCUCGACUCCUUCCUCAUCUACUCCUCGCGGCAGGAAAGCUUUGUGUGACCCAGUCUGCAGCUGAAGGGUUAUUAGCUUUAAGGCUGAACUUACUUAGUAUUGAUUCCCUGUAUUAUUAUCGUAGCCCUUGAAGGUGUUUGUCAACAGACGAGUGUGAUGCAAUGUUAUUGAUGACCAUGAAAAUACAUAAUCUCUGUGAAACACUAGCGUCGAGACAGCUCGAUAAACACACACACACACACACACACACACACACACACACACACACACACACACACACACACACACACACACCUGUUGUCAUACCCUCCUUUUAAACCAAUGGAAAGCAUGAUUGACAAGUGUCGUUCUUGAGUAUCGGUACUGCUAAUGACGAUAAUGUGCUAUUAUGACCAUUGACGAUCGUGACGUUCAGCGUGACUGCUCAAGUUCCCCGCUGCAGGAGUGUGAGGGCUGCGGGGCCACGACUCGGCGCCCUUGCUGUGGCACAAGCCGUCUAGUGCUGGUGGGAGAGUGCAAGGCCGAACUCCAGUGAGUGUCUGGAAAACUUUUAUUUUGCCCGUACGAACAAUAUGGUGUGACGAGUGACCCGUUUCACCGCUCCGCCCUCCUGGCCUCGCAGCCUUCCCUCGUCAUGUGUACAAGGCGGCUGGUGAGGUUAAUUUACUGAUAAAAACUUGCAGAUACAAUAAUAGCGUGUACAUUAAUGCCGUGUGGCUGGGCUGUUCCGAAGCGUCUGAAAACCUGUGUAUAUACCUGGCGAGCGAUGUUUAUGCGAGUUGAUUAGUGAGUUCACCUGUCCUUACCUGUCAAGACUCCUGUAAGCGGACCCUCACCUAGUCAGACCCCAGAACCAAAUAUAGUCGUAGAGGUGUCUUUCUGUACAGCAAUAUAUUUUUUCGAAUAAAUCUUACAUGUUU
Molecule: messenger RNA, 4921 nt
Organism: Eriocheir sinensis (Chinese mitten crab)
Lineage: Eukaryota; Metazoa; Arthropoda; Malacostraca; Decapoda; Varunidae
Product: protein inscuteable homolog
Exons: 13
Coding region: 1458-4049 (863 amino acids)
Biological process (GO): establishment of mitotic spindle orientation; apical protein localization; regulation of asymmetric cell division
Cellular component (GO): apical cortex
Molecular function (GO): protein binding; cytoskeletal adaptor activity
Source: RefSeq, a predicted model, not a curated record